AUGACACCGUCUCCAAGAGAAUUGAUGAAAUGGCUGAUGACAUCGGAACACAAACUUAUAAAUUAUUUAAGAGAAAAUAAUUUUGCACUACAGAUUGACGAAUCAACUGUGACAGAUGAUAAAGCUAUAUUACUAGCUUACGUGAGGUUUAUUAAUGAACGUAAAGAAAUCGUCGAGGAAGUAUUGUUUGCUACAAGUUUGAUCACUGAUACCAAAGGAUCGUCGAUUUUUCAAGUGGUGGAGGAAUAUUUUACCAGAAAAAAUAUCCCCUUGACAAAUAUUAUUGCAUGCGCAACGGACGGCGCUCCUUCAAUGACCGGCCGUCAUGUUGGGUUUAUAGGCCACCUAAAAAAAGCCGUCCCAGGUGUUAUUUGUGUUCAUUGUAUUAUACAUCGCCAACGUUUAGCUGCUAAAAACUUAAGCGGUGUCCUGCACGAAACCCUUCAAUUCGUCAUAAAAGCUGUAAACAAGAUUAAAACAAGUUCACUCAAGGACCGUAUGUUUCGAGAACUUUGUCAUGAUAAUGAUGAANUUGUAUUAUUUGACUUUAUCAUUGAAUUUCUCGAUAAAAUUGAUCCUGUCUUAAAAGACAUUUUGAAGCAACAAAAAAUUGAGAUUGGGUAUCUCACAUAUAUUUUUGAAAAAAUGAAUGAAGUCAAUUUGAAGCUUCAAGGGAAUAAGAUGAACUUUAUCAAAGCCAAAGGAAUAAUUUCCUCAUUCAUUUUUAAGUUUGAUCUUUACAGAACACACAUAAAUCGUCAAGAACUGAGUCAGUUUCCGAAUCUCAAGUAG
Messenger RNA from Cinara cedri, 792 nucleotides. Lineage: Eukaryota; Metazoa; Arthropoda; Insecta; Hemiptera; Aphididae. The record is from the annotation of a GenBank genome assembly.